Molecule: messenger RNA, 1018 nt
Organism: Thrips palmi
Lineage: Eukaryota; Metazoa; Arthropoda; Insecta; Thysanoptera; Thripidae
Exons: 1
Coding region: 14-670 (218 amino acids)
Source: RefSeq, a predicted model, not a curated record
GAACUGGUGCAGGAUGCUGCUUCAGCGCGUCGCCCCGCUGUGGAUAGCAAGCGCCUCUCGUGAACACCUGGAUGUCAUUCGAGGCAUGCCUGCGCUGCGCUAUUUGGCCGUUUGGCCGUUAAAUUACAACAUGGACGCCCCGGACCUGCCGCCGCAACUGCAGGAGCUGCGAGUAACGAACGUUCCCGCGCAACACCUUCAGUCGGUGCAGCAAAUGCCGAAUCUGCGGAAGCUUGUCUUGCAUUGCAACACCCCACUGGACGUGACGUUCACCCCGCUGCCUCCGGGCCACCGCGGCCUGCAGUGGCUCGGGGUGGGUCUCAGGCCAUUCUCCACAGUGCUGUCGCUGGCCAAGGCCCACGCCGCCACGCUGCAGGAGCUGAGAAUCUUGUGCGUCUCGGAGAGGGACUCGGAGUGGCACUUCGCGGACCUGGCCGAGGGGCUGCGCCAGUGCGGGCUGGUGGCACUGCGGCGCCUCGUGCUGGUGCGGGAACCAGGCCUACCUAUAAAGCAGCUGACCCACGGCAAAAUCUCGUGCAAGAAGCAGAAGCGCGCAGUCUGGGACGCGCUGCUCGCAGCGGACUCGGAGAGGGUGGUGAAAGUCCUGUGCCAGGCCUGUGACGAGUGCCCCGCCUAUCCCAACCUGGGGGACUUCACUUGGAGAGACUAAUAACAUGGAUCGAGUGUUAAAAAGUGACUGAGUAUUAAGAAAGGUGGAGUCUGUAGAGUGAUUGAGAAUUUAUAUUUGCUAAAAGCCCUGUAUCGUUGUAAAGCUUUUUUAAGUCGUUUGCUUCCUGAUCCUGAGGCAGGUGUUUGUUGUACUUCAAUCAUUACGCCGAAAAUCAGACUUAAUUGCAUAAACGUCCAUCUUGCAUUUUGAAAAUUGUGACUUGUUACUUUAGUUCUCUGAGUCGUUUCUAUAAUUCAGGUUCUUAAUUGAAGACAUGUUAACAUUAAUUGCAGUACAGACGCCCACGUUCUGUUAAUAAACUGCGCGCGCAAGAUAAAGUAGAAUAAA